AUGAGUAAGCCUGGCCAGAUUCACUGGGAAGCGGUGAAGUGGCUGUUGCGAUACAUCAAAGGAGCUAUUGACAUUCAGCUGGUUUACUCAAAGGAUGAGGAUUUGUCAGUUCAAGGUUUUUGCGACUCUGAUUAUGCUGCAGAUUUGGAUAGGAGCAGAUCCAUUUCAGGUUAUAAGUUUACAGUUGGUGGAAACGUUAGUGCAAUAUGUUUGUCUAAGAACAGAGUGUUUCACGAGCGUACGAAGCACAUGGCGGUGAAGUACAAUUUCAUCAGAGACAUCAUUGAAGAAGGCACGGUUGAAGUAGUGAAGAUACACACUAGCCGGAAUCCAGCUGAUAUUUUGACGAAAGUGGUUCCGGUGAGUAAGUUCAGGGAAGCUUUGGACUUACUCAGAGUCAGAGCCUGA
This is a messenger RNA of Microthlaspi erraticum, 408 nucleotides long. The record is from the annotation of a GenBank genome assembly. Lineage: Eukaryota; Viridiplantae; Streptophyta; Magnoliopsida; Brassicales; Brassicaceae.